Cylicocyclus nassatus is the source of this 1323-nucleotide messenger RNA. The record is from the annotation of a GenBank genome assembly. NCBI's taxonomy places the organism in Eukaryota, Metazoa, Nematoda, Chromadorea, Rhabditida, Strongylidae.
AUGCAACGCCUCUUUUCAUUUUCAGCAAGCGUUCGUCUAGUUCGCAGUAACGUCAGCAGCUCCGGAUCGAUUUUCGACGAGCACACUAAGGUAAUAAAAUGGAGGGCGACAAACGCAAUCUCGCUGAUCUUCUCAAGGACGCUCGAUAGCAUUGAAGUUGAAGCGAAGUUCUACGAACGUGUUCAUCAGCUCGAAAAGGAAUUUGAAAGCGAGUUUAAUAAACUUUACGAGCAGCGACGGAAGAUCGUUGCUGGAGAGUACGAGCCGAAAGAUGACGAGGCCAAGCUUCCCAUUAUCCACGGACUAGAGGAGAAUGAAGUUAAGGAAUUAAAUGACAAAUCACAACCUGAUGAUGGAUCUAAAGGAAUUCCAUCUUUCUGGCUCAACGUGCUAAAAGGGUCUGAUAUGACUCAGGAUAUGAUUCAAGAUCAUGAUGAGCCUAUCUUGAAGCAUCUGACUGAUAUCACCACUUCCAUUGAAGUUGACCCACAUGGUUUCACUAUUUAUUUCCAUUUCUCCCCUAAUGAGUACUUUACAAACGCUGUAUUGAAGAAACAAUACUUCUUGGAAAUUAAGCCUGAUGCAGAGGAUCCAUUUGGUUUCGAUGGGCCAUCUGUUGUCCGCGCCGUUGGCGAUACGAUCCAAUGGAAUGAAGGCAAAAAUAUCACCAAGAAGGUUGUGAAAAAGAAGCUGAAGAAGGGUGCCAACGCUGGAAAAUUUAUAACGAAAACAGUCAAGGCCGAUAGCUUUUUCAAUUUCUUUGAUACGAUUGUGCCUCCAACUGAGGAUCAUAAGAAUGAGGAUGAUGAGGAAGAUGAGUCGCACGAACUGAUGCGAGCGGACUUUGAAAUUGGACAGGUGCUUCGUGACAACAUCAUCCCUCGUGCUGUACUUUUCUAUACGGGAGAGGCUGACUUUGGCGAUGAUAUCUACGAUCUCGGAGAGGACGCGGAUGACGAAGAAGAGGAAGAAGAUGAUGGAGAUGAUGAGUAGGCAACGUGAUCAGUCGGUAUUAGCUUCUAACCACAACAUCGCUAGACUCGAUUGAUCAUCAUCGCCAUUGUUUUUGUUGAUUGUUAUUCGUGCCCUGUUUCCCAGUUGGCCUUUGAACGUGUAGAACAUAAUUGAUUCCAUUUUAUCCGUGUUUUGCUUCCCGAUGCAUACUGUUUUUUUGUUAGAUUUUUUCAUAAAUAAGAUUUAUGUCCGAAAGAUUAUUGUAGUGUUGACGGAAGUAGGGCUUCCUUAUUAAAAAUACUGUGUACAAGGAAGACUGUUCUGCUACUGGACGUGAUGAUAGCAAAGUGUUGCGAUAGUAGUUGAAUU